Molecule: messenger RNA, 2264 nt
Organism: Musca domestica (house fly)
Lineage: Eukaryota; Metazoa; Arthropoda; Insecta; Diptera; Muscidae
Gene: Pka-C3
Product: cAMP-dependent protein kinase catalytic subunit 3
Exons: 10
Coding region: 656-2077 (473 amino acids)
Biological process (GO): protein phosphorylation
Molecular function (GO): protein serine/threonine kinase activity; ATP binding
Source: RefSeq, a predicted model, not a curated record
AGCCAUUUCAGCAUCCAAACACAUUUGGCCAACAACUAAAUAACCGGCAGUUGCGGCGACGGCGGCAUUCGUUGUGGUCGCACUUUUUCAUAUUUUUGCGUUUCAGUUUCAUUUAGAACGUGGAAUCGCAUGGUUCGAACAGAACGGAAAAAUCAACUUCGCAAACAAACAAGAAAAUUAAGAAAAAAUAUUAUUUGAACAAUUUUCCAAUUUUUCACAUCUUUCCGUCAAUCAAAAAGAAAAAAAAAAAAAAAGGAAAAGUUGUUUUUAAAAGUGUGUGGGCCAAAAGGAAAAUUUUUGCAUUUUGGCUAAAGACGAAAAACAAGAUUAAAAGAAAAUAUACGAUCACGUGAACUUUGUACAAGUGAGUUGAAGUUGCCGUUGAUCUGAAUAGAAACAAGUGAAUAAUUAAUAAAAAUUGUUGAAACGAAACUUCCCAAAAAUCUAUAUACAGUAACAAUAAACAUUUGGAAUAAUCAGAUAUUUGAAGAGAGAUUGUUUCGAAACCUCAAAUAUACAGAUCAAUAAAGCAGUGUGUUCUUCCCCGACGUGCACAGUAUAAACAAAAUAAAUCCAAUAAUUCAACAUAUUGGGUUGCAGGAAAACUUUCCGACGACUCUGAUUGCCUGGCAAUAAAGAACGUCAACAAAUAUCAAUGUCAGCAGCCACUUGUUCCCGCGUAACAACAAAAAUGGGUCCCAGCAACAAAUCGAAGACAACCUCUGGCACCGAGACCUCAUCGACAGUAAAACUGGGUCGUCUCUGUGGUGGUGCGACCAAUGGCUAUACCAACGGUCGCAGUACAAAUGCUGGCAGUGAAUCCUCAGAUCCCUUAGAAUCAGACUACAGUGAAGAGGCCGACGAGGAAGAGGAUACUAAACACAGCAGUCGCACAGAGAACACAUAUGAGGACAUUGAUAAUAACGAUGAGGAGGAUGAUGAUGACGAUGAAGAGGACGACGACGACGAGGAGGAGGAAGAAGAUGAUGAGGAUGAUGAUGGCAAUGAAACGGACGAUGAAGAGGAUGAUAGCACAGAAGAUAAUAGCAGUGUAGAAACAGCCAAAGGUGUUAGAAAAUAUAGUUUGGAUGAUUAUCAAAUUAUAAAAACUGUCGGUACCGGAACAUUUGGUCGAGUAUGUCUGUGUCGUGAUCGAAUAUCUGGAAAGUACUGUGCCAUGAAACUGUUGGCCAUGGCCGAUGUUAUACGCUUGAAACAAAUUGAACAUGUGAAAAAUGAGCGCAACAUAUUGCGCGAAAUUAGACAUCCUUUUGUUAUAAGUUUAGAAUGGUCCACCAAAGAUGAUUGCUGUUUGUAUAUGAUUUUUGAGUACGUCUGUGGUGGUGAAUUAUUCACAUAUUUAAGAAAUGCCGGUAGAUUUAAUAGAUCCACGUCCAACUUUUAUGCAGCCGAAAUUGUAUUGGCCUUAGAGUAUUUACACUCAUUGCAAAUUGUGUAUAGAGAUUUAAAACCAGAAAAUUUACUCAUAAAUCGUGAUGGCCAUUUGAAGAUCACAGAUUUUGGCUUUGCCAAGAAAUUAAGAGAUCGAACCUGGACACUGUGCGGCACACCAGAAUAUUUGGCACCUGAAAUAAUACAAUCCAAGGGACACAAUAAGGCUGUCGAUUGGUGGGCUCUGGGCAUUCUGAUUUAUGAGAUGCUGGUUGGCUAUCCGCCAUUCUAUGAUGAAAAUCCAUUUGGUAUCUAUGAAAAGAUUUUGGGCGGCAAAAUCGAAUGGCCACGUCACAUAGAUCCCUCAGCGAAAGACUUGGUUAAGAAGCUGUUAACAAAUGAUCGAACAAAACGCUUGGGCAACAUGAAGAAAAAAGAUAAAACUGCGACGACAGUUGAUUCUGGAUUGAAGGGGCCCAAAAAUGGGGCCGAUGACGUUAAAAGGCAUCGAUGGUUUAAAGAAUUGAAUUGGGAUGACGUCUACAACAAAAAGCUUAAGCCUCCAAUCAUACCAGAGGUGCAAUUCGACGGAGAUACAAGCAAUUUUGAUGAUUAUCCCGAAGGUGAUUGGAAACCCGCCCAGGCAGUAGACCAAAGUGAUUACCAGUUAUUUAAAGAUUUUUAAUUUUUAAAUAAUUAGUCUAAAUAGAGAUCGCAUUAAUUAAAUAAUUUAUUACUAUUAUUAUUACCAUUAUGAUUAUUAUUUAUUAAUUUAGCCAUAUAAGAUUGUAUGUAUGACAAAACAUGCCCAUAACAAAGAAAUAUAACAAUGCCCAAUGUUAAAAUUUGAAAAAAAAAAAAAACAAAAAUAA